GUUCAGGUUUAGGGAUGGUACUGCAAUCUCUAAAGUGCGCCUAUGUUGUGGUGCAGCCGGCAGCCGUUGUGUUAGAUGACGACAAAGACGAGCUGUAUUUCUCGGGCCGAACACGCGCGACUUCGCAAGAAAAAACACAAUCAAAACAACACCCAUCGACCAAUGAUAGGAAAGCACGCUGACAUUCGAGGACGAAAGAAGGGGAGGAGAAUGGUAAAACAGGUGGUGGGUGACAAGUGGAUCGUGGCUCGCAGUAGUCAAGGCAGCUGGCCGGAGCUCAAGAGUUGCGGGUCAAAGACGGGACACAUGGCCCAGAGACUGCGAGACCUCUACCUAGUCGGCGAUGCCACUACCGACGGUGAUGUGGCCUUCUCCUGGAGUUGCUUGCCGUCGUCUCCUGGUUGGCAGAGACCCUGCAGAGGAAAGACGGCAGGGAUGAGGAGCAACGCCUCUACAAGCAACGAGACUUCCAGAGAGUUUCGCUACCCUAGACGGCAACGGAAAGAGGUUAACUUCGUAGAAUGCGAAGAGGGACCGGACCAAGAGUACCUGUUUUGCGAUGACUGCAAGAUGGACUACCCCGGAGACUGUCCCGUCCAUGGACCUUUAACGCCAGUCAAGGACACUGCGGUUCCCUUGGGUGACCCCCAGCGCGCAAACAAGACAGUGCCCGAGGGGUUGUGUGUGCGCCGUUCGACGAUCAAAGGGGCCCAGUACGGCGUGUUUACCAUGAAGCGGCUGCCCAAGAGGCUGUGCUUUGGACCGUACGAGGGCGUCCAAGUGGACAGCAGCGCCGCAAACGGGUACACCUGGCAGAUCCGCCACAGCGGCCGAGUAUUCCUGGUGGACGGCCGCCCGUUGGACCGUUCCAACUGGAUGCGCUACGUCAACUGCGCUCCCGAGCAGAGCCAGCAGAACCUGGUGGCGUUCGUGCGCCAGGGUGCCGUCUACUACCGCACCUGCAAGGUUGUGAACGCCGCAGAGGAGCUGUUCGUGUGGUACGGGGACGACUUCGCCAAGCAGCUGGGCCUCAUCGGCAACUCGGGGACACAGAACAAAGCGGCCGAGGAGGAUGUUGCUCCGCCACGUGAGGUCUUUUCGUGCGAGGAAUGCGGUGACCUGUUCUCCGUGAAAGAAUCAUUGGACAACCACCGGCGACGCGAGCACAGGCAGAAGCCCCAAGGAAAACACAAAUGUCCCCGCUGCCCCUACUCCAGCAACAAAAGUCACAACGUAACCAAUCACGAGAGGAUCCACACGGGCGAGAGGCCGUUCGCGUGCCACAUCUGCCGCCGGGGCUUCAGCCGGCGGGCACAUGUCGACAGGCACCUGCUGGUCCACACGGAGGAGCGACGCCACGAGUGCCCGGACUGUGGCCAGCGCUUCGGCCAGGCGUCAAACAUGGCGCGGCACCGGAAGCUGCACUCGGGAGAGAGCGCGCGCUGUCACGUGUGUCCGGAGUGCGCGAAGCGAUUCGCGCAGAAGGCUGCCCUCGCCGCUCACCUGCUCACCCACACGGGCGAGAAGCCGCACGCCUGCACCGAGUGCGGAGUGAGGUUCGCGCAGCGCGGCCUUGUCAGACGACACGAGUUGGUCGUCCACGGCCGUCAGUACCCGUUGCACUGCCCGCACUGCGGCAAGGGGUGUGUGAACAUGAACGCCCUUAGAGGCCACGUGCGCGCUCGUCACCGAGACGAUGAGGACGACAAUGGAGCGACGACGAGAAAUAAAACGACGACCAAAUGA
Dermacentor andersoni is the source of this 1746-nucleotide messenger RNA. RefSeq lists its product as uncharacterized. Gene Ontology annotation, molecular function: protein binding. The record is from RefSeq and is a predicted model, not a curated record. Gene Ontology annotation, cellular component: nucleus. Gene Ontology annotation, biological process: regulation of gene expression. NCBI's taxonomy places the organism in Eukaryota, Metazoa, Arthropoda, Arachnida, Ixodida, Ixodidae.